Malassezia globosa CBS 7966 is the source of this 324-nucleotide messenger RNA. RefSeq lists its product as uncharacterized. Lineage: Eukaryota; Fungi; Basidiomycota; Malasseziomycetes; Malasseziales; Malasseziaceae. Bases 1 to 324 code for a protein of 107 amino acids. The record is from RefSeq and is a predicted model, not a curated record. The transcript has a single exon.
AUGGAUACAGGCUUCAACUCACGCCUAUGGCUGCUGGCUCUCUUUGGCCUUGUUGGAGGUCUCGUUGCUCAUCGUCUCUCGUUGAAGGAGAACCAGGCUGGUACAAGCAGCGGCGACAACAGUGGCAAGCCAUACCUGACGGAACUACUUGAAGCUUGGUCUACUCCUUCUGAACAGACUCGCGAGUCGAACCAGGAGCACCUGGACUUGUCGAUCAAGAAGGCAGAGUCGCAGCUUAUGAUCCAAGAUGCUCAGAAGCCCGCUGCGCAUCGCAUCAGGUUCCUUCCGUACGUAUCGCCGCGCGUCUUUGCGUCCUUAUACUGA